Dromaius novaehollandiae (emu) is the source of this 6308-nucleotide messenger RNA. RefSeq names its product macrophage mannose receptor 1-like. The coding region runs from base 99 to 4439 and encodes 1446 amino acids. Gene Ontology annotation, molecular function: signaling receptor activity. Gene Ontology annotation, biological process: receptor-mediated endocytosis. The record is from RefSeq and is a predicted model, not a curated record. The transcript has 30 exons. Gene Ontology annotation, cellular component: plasma membrane. Lineage: Eukaryota; Metazoa; Chordata; Aves; Casuariiformes; Dromaiidae.
UAAUCUGGUUCAGUGCAGAAAGGUUUUCCUGCAAGGCACAAAUUUAGUCCUCAGCAUCAAUUUGAGGUGAAGGAGAGAAGGGAGUGAAGCAUUCGAUAAUGUCUGUCUACCUGCUCCUAAUUUUUCUCUUUCCCUUUAGUAUAUGUCUUCAAGUGUCUGAUAGUGGGAUAUUUUCAAUAUAUAACGAAGAUAGCAAGCUCUGUGCCCAAGCUCAAAACUCUAGCUCGGUCAUAACUACCACGUGUGAGCAGCACAAUGAGUUUCAGAAGUUCAGGUGGGUCUCUGCCACUCAGCUGCUGAGCAUGGCACUGAAGCUGUGCUUGGGAGUGCUCUCCAAGGACGAUGAGGCUGCAAUCACUUUGGAAGCUUGUAACAAGACAAAUGCACUUCAGUGGUGGGAAUGUAAAAAUGACACACUUGCAACCCAAGGCAAAGAUUUAUUUUUCAACUAUGGCAAAGGAAAAGGAAAGAAAAUCAGGCUGUCCAAAGGAUCAGGCAAAGGGAGCAGGUGGAAAAUCUAUGGAACCACAGACAGUGUGUGCUCUCAGCACUACGAAGAUAUCUUUACUCUGAGAGGAAAUGCCUUUGGCGCACCAUGUGUAUUCCCAUUCAAGUUCAGGGAUAAAUGGCAUGCUGAAUGCAUACCUCGGGGUGAUGAUGCAGGCUCUCUCUGGUGUGCAACAUCUUCAGAUUUUGAUAAAGACCAACUUUUUGGAAAUUGUCCUUUAAAAGACCCCAUCCACAAUGAUGCUUGGAAAACAAAUCCUUUGACAGAAACCUACUAUCAGAUAAACUCACAGUCACUUUUGACAUGGCAUCAAGCGAGGAAAAGCUGUCAGCAGCAGAAUGCAGAAUUACUAAGUGUCACAGACCUUCAUGAAGAAAUGUAUUUAUUAGGACUCACUAGUGACCUGGGUGUUAAUGCUAAGCUCUGGAUUGGUCUUUUCGGUGCACUUGACAGUGGCUGGCAAUGGACUGGGGGUAAUCCUUUCAGAUAUCUAAACUGGGCUCCAGGAAAUCCCUCUGUGGAAUCCGGAAAAAUAUGUGGGACCUUCCAAGGUAGGAACGGCAAAUGGGAAAACCAAGAGUGUAAUCGGAAACUGGGAUAUAUCUGCCAAAAGAGAAACUCAUCUUUAGAUUCCUCCACUAUUGCCUCAAGUAACUUAAAGUCUAUUAAAUGCCCCAGGGAAUGGGUGGCCUACGCAGGUCAUUGCUAUAUAAUUUACAGAACACUGAAAAUAUGGAAAGAAGCCCAGUCUUCCUGUAGAAAAGAAGGUGGAGAGCUGGCGAGUAUUCAUAAUAUCGAGGAGUACAGUUUUACAGUGUCACAGCUUGGGUACAAGCCCGACGAUGAGCUGUGGAUUGGUCUAAAUGAUUUCAAGGUUCAAAUGUAUUUUGAAUGGAGUGAUGGGACACCAGUGACAUACACCAAGUGGCAUCCAGGGGAGCCAACCCACACACGUAAUGAGGCAGACUGCAUCAUUAUGAAAGGAGAGGAUGGCUUCUGGGCUGACAGUGCGUGUGAAAAGAAACUUGGUUACAUCUGUAAAAGGAAACCUUCGGCAGAAGAAUCAGAGGAAGCUGAGGUUACUUACCCAGGCUGCCAGAAAGGCUGGACAAAGCACGGUUUUUACUGUUAUUCCAUGGGACAGAUACCAGCAACAUCUUCAGAAGCAAAACAAAUCUGUGAAGAAAACAAAGGUUAUCUGGCUACUGUGCAAGACAGAUAUGAACAGGCAUUUUUGACUUCUGUAAUUGGAUUCAACCCAGCAAAAUAUUUCUGGAUUGGUCUCUCAGAUGUGGAAGAGCAAGGGACUUUCAAAUGGGCAGGUGGCGAAGCCGUUACAUUCACUAACUGGAACUCAGGCAUGCCAGGAAGGGAGUCAGGCUGUGUGGCCAUGAGAACAGGAACUUCAGCUGGACUAUGGAAUAUUUUGAACUGUGAGGAGAAAAACAUGUUUCUCUGUAAGCAACUGGUUCAGGGAGUGACCCCCCCGCCUCCUCCAACGACGACUCCUCUUCCGUCAUGCCCAGAGGAGUGGCAAUCAGUUCCUCGGAGUAGCUCAUGCUUCAAACUUUUCCAGAGGGGAAAGGAGAAAAUGCAAACAUGGUUUGGUGCAAGAGAUUUUUGCAGAGCCAUCGGAGGAGAUCUGGCCAGUAUCCAUAGUGAAGAAGAACAAAAUCUAAUAUCUGGCUUAGACAGAGAUUAUCUUCACUCAUCUUACUGGAUGGGUUUAAAUGCCCUGGACUCUGACAGAGGAUUUAUAUGGAGUGAUGGCUCACCAGUAAAUUUUGAAAAAUGGGCAGGUGGAGAACCAAACAAUUAUGAUGGGAAUGAAAAAUGUGGAGUGUUUAAUGGCUACAAUAAUAUGAAAUGGAAUGAUUUAUUUUGUGAACAUAUGCAAGACUAUGUUUGUCAAAUAAAGAAAGGAGCAUCAUUGAAACCAGAACCUACCUCCACAUUCAAUUAUGAAUAUGAUGUUAAUGAAGAUGAUUGGAUAAUAUAUCAUCAUAAGGAAUACUACUUCAGCAAGGAACCAAUGCCGAUGGAAAAAGCCAGGGAUUUUUGCAGGAAGAAUGGUGGUGAUCUUGCUGUCAUUGAGAGUGAAAGUGAAAAAAACUUUCUUUGGAAAUAUAGUUUCUAUAAAGACUGGGGCAAUAACUUCUAUAUUGGCUUAAGCGUGAGCAUUGAUAAAACAUUUCGAUGGAUGGAUGGAAGCCCUGUGAACUAUGUUGCUUGGGCACCAAAUGAACCCAAUUUUGCAAAUGAUGAUGAAAACUGUGUGGUGAUGUAUACCCAGACAGGCACAUGGAAUGAUCUCAACUGCGGCAGUGUUGAGUUGUUCAUCUGUGAAAGGCUCAACAAUACUGUUCGUCCAACCAUUGUUCCCACGUCACCACCACCAGAGGGUGGUUGUCCAGAAGACUGGGUCCUGUUUAAUAACAAGUGUUUCAGGAUGUUUGGCCUUAAUGAGAACGAUACGCUGACAUGGCACGCCGCCCGGAACAAUUGUAUACAUUUCAGAGGAAACCUGGCUACUAUAUUAAAAAAGGAAACACAAGCUUUCCUCAUGUCCCUCUUAAAAGAUGCUGCAACUGAUGCCUGGAUUGGCCUGAAUGACAUAAAUCAGGAGCACACAUACUUAUGGACCGAUGGAAGCCCAGUUCACUACACAAAUUGGGCAAAAGGCUCCCAAAGUUAUUAUAGUAAGGAUGACUGUGUCUUUAUGAUGAAGAACCCUACUGAACAGGCAGGGAAAUGGAAAGAUGAAGAAUGUAAAACAAGCAAAAGCUAUAUAUGCCAGAAAAAUACUGACCCUAAAUUUCAUAAUUCCCAACCCACAGUUCCGGUCUUUGGCUUUAAUAAUUAUGGUAAUGACCGCUAUGCAAUCACAAACUACAAAAUGAACUGGGAAGAAGCACAAAAGAACUGCAAAGACCAAUUUGCAGAACUUGCCAGCAUUUUGGAUCCUUACGCUGAUUCUUACCUGUGGUUACAAAUGUUACACCAUGGGAAGCCUGUAUGGAUUGGUCUUAACAGCAACACGAGUCAUGGCCAUUACGUAUGGUCAGAUAGAAGGAGAAGCAGGUAUCACAACUGGGCAAGUGGAGAACCAAAUAAGAACACAGCCUGUGUCUAUUUAGAUCUGGAUGGUUUCUGGAAGACAGCAUCUUGCAAUGAAACGUUUUUCUCUCUCUGUAAACAAUCUGAUGAGUUAAUCCCUAGUGAACCACCACAACUUCCUGGAAAAUGUCCUGAACCAAAGCGUGGUAGAUCUUGGAUUCCUUUCCGUAGUCAUUGCUACUAUGUUCACACCGCUUCUGAAGAAAGCUGGCCUGAUGCUUCCAUGACAUGUAUUCAGAUGGGUGCUUCUUUGGUUUCCAUAGAAGAUUCGGCUGAAAUGAACUUCCUCUUAUUUUACUUGUCUCCAAUUGCAAGUGACUUGAGAAAGUUUUGGAUAGGAUUGUUCAAAAAUAUUGAUGGGGAAUGGACGUGGACAGACAGAAGUGCAGUAGACUUUGUCAACUGGGAGAAAGGAGAACCUACAGCACUUUUUGAGGAACACUGUGUUGACAUGGAUGUCACAAGUGGAGCCUGGAGGAACUAUUACUGCUCUGUUGAUCAGAAUUUUAUUUGCAAAAUCCCAAAGAUUACUGCAGUUGAACCAACCCAUGAUUCAUCAAUCCAUAAAGUAUCAGAAAAGGAAGCUACUUCUGCACCUGCACAUGGAUUCAGUGGGAUGGUUGCUAUACUGGUUUUUCUUCUUCUAGCAGGAACUGGCCUUACAGUAUAUUUUUUCUAUAAAAAAAGACAUAAUCAGCCAACAAUCACAGCCAGUUUUGACAAUACCAUAUACUGUGGUGAUGCUGAACCUGGAACUCAUGAGUCAAACUGUCUUGUGACCAACAUUGAACAAAAUGAACAGGCAAGAGUUUAGUGAGCAAAGUAAACUUGUGCCUGAUUUUGAAAGAAAUUAAAGCAUUGGAAUACAAGAAUUCUUAAGGCAAAGUAGUUUUCUCCUAUGGAAAUUCUAGUCUGUUUUGCACAGCGUGCUUCUUGUUUUAUGUGCUAGCAGGAACAAGUAAUCUUGCAAGCUCUGAAUCUGCUCACAAACAGUAGUACCUGGAAGGAUUGUUGAGUGUAUACUUAAACCUGGAACGACACUGAGUAAGUGAACAGUCAGACAAUUCCAGCCUCUACAUGGGACCAGCAUCACCUUUUGGCCGCAAGGAGAACCGUGCUCAUUACAGGUAACUGUCGGAAUAAGCUCCUUAGCCUGCUCUGAAAAGCACAUUCCCAUCUGUAGGAGUCCUGAAAAUGUCAUGCCCCGAGCUCUAGCACAGACUGUCAGAGCUGCGCAGGCUGGACGGGACCUCUAGAGCUCACCUGGCCCAGCCCCCUGCUCAAAGCAGGAGCAGGCUGCUCAGGGCCUCAUCCAGUCAACCUCUCUAGGCAACCUGUUCCAGCGCUUAGUCACAUUCUUGGUGAAUUUUUUCUCCUUAUAUCCCAUUGGAAUUUCCCUUGCCUUCCCAAAUUAUGACUCUUGCCUCUUGUCCUUUUGCUGUGCACCUCUGAGAAGAGUUUGGCUCUGUCUUCCCUAUAAUCCUUCUUUAGCUAGUUGAAGAUAGCAAUUAGGUCUUCCAUUAGCCUAUAAUUCUCCCAGCUCUCUCAGCCUCUCCUUAUAUUUCACAUACCUACACAUCAAGGCCCCUACCCCUCUCAGUGGCCCUUGGCUAGACUCACUCUAGUUUGCCAAUAUCUCUCUUUACCUGGAGGCCCAAAACUGGACAGAGUAUUCCAGAUGUGGCCUCACAAGUGCUGUGUAGAGGGCAAUAAUAAUCUUGACCUGUUAUCUAUGCUCUUGGUAAUGUAGCCUUCAGUGCAGCUGGCCCUCAUCACCUCAUGGGCACAAUGCUCACCCAUGUUUGACCUUCAGUCUGCUGGGACGUCCAGAUCCUUUUCUGUGAAGCCCCCGCAGCUAGCUGGCCUCUGAACAUACUGCUUCAUAGAGUUAUUCCACCUCAAGUGCAGGUGACCACCUCAGGUGCAGGUGAACUUCACGGAAUUAUUUCAGCUCAUGUAACUUUGAACCAUUGACCCUUUGAGCCUGGUGGUCCAGCCAGUUUUUCACCUGCCUUACAGUCCCUUCAUUCAGUACAUACCUCUUGAGUUUCGCUGCAGGGAUAGUAUGGGAGAUGAUGCUGAAAGUCUUGCUAAAGUCAAGGUAAAUGACAUCCACUGCUCGCCUCUUGUCUGCCAAGGCAUUCAUUUUGUCACAGAAGGUAAUCAGUUUGGCCAGGAUUGAUUGGCCUAUGGUAAAUUUAUUCUGACUGUUUCCAAACACCUUUUUGUCCUUUCUGUGCCUGGAAAUGGCUUCCAGGAAAACUUGUUCCAUAACCUUCCCAGGUUGACUGAGGUGAGGCUGACUGACUUAUAGUUCCUUCAUUCAUAUUUUGAAGAUGAGUGUGAUAUUUUACUUUUCCAAUCAUUGAGUGUCUCUCCUGCUCACUGUGACUUGUCAGAGAUGAUAGAGAGCAGACUCACAAUGACCUCAGCCAACUCCCUGAGCAUCCUGUCAAACAUCUGGUCCUGCGGACUUCUGUGUAUCCGGUUUACUUUAGUCCCUAACUCGAUCCUCCUCUGCCAUGGGUACUCCUUCUCCCCUGAACUCUGCUGCUAGAUACAGAGACUUGGGAGGCUUGAGAGGUGGUUGAGGGCUUUGAAUACCUUGUGUAAAAGUAGGUACACCUGCCCCAUUCAGCUGUGGCCCUACACCUUCCUGUUGCUGCUGAGGUUCGCCUAGAAG